CCAGCAACAAGGAAGUGCUGCAGAGGCUGGAAAACGUUGGAUGAGUUGUCGCAGUCAGUGGUGACAGUGAGUUUUAAUCAGAAUAGUUUGGUAUUUUGCUAGUUGGAGUCAAAUGUGGCAGGAUGGAGCAGCUCGCAGACUACGCAGUGAUUCGCAGCCUCAAGAGGUUUAGAGACCGCUAUUUUCCCGACAGAAGUAAACUCGUUAAAAACGAGACAAAACCAAAUUUAGCCCCGGAACCACCGGAACCCGGAUUUCUGGACAUUUUACCGGUGGACCUCCAGUUCGUGAUCAUGACCUUUCUCUCUCCUGUGGAUCUCUGCCGUUUGGGGGCCAGCAGUCGCUACUGGAGAGCCAUGAUUAGAGAUCCAAUACUGUGGAAGUACUUCCUUCUUAGGGACAUGCCGUACUGGCCCUCUAUUGAUCACCUGACGAUGCCACAGCUGGAAUUAUAUGAUGUACCACAGCGCGUAAUCAGUGAAGAUGAGAACCUGUCUGAUGCACAGGAAGUAGAUGAGACAGGAACAGAGUUAAAAUGUGACUUCAUGUCAGAAUAUCUCAGAGCGUGUCCACACUCUAGAAAACAGUGGCUUCCGUCACGGCCAGCGUAUGAAGUCCUCACCUCGUUCCUUCAAUCUCUGGUCCCAUCCUCUGAACCGCGUUAUGCCAUGUUUGGCCCUGGUAUAGAGCAACUGGAAGUUUCUUUGGUCACAAGGCUCAUGCAUUCUCCACAUGUGCUUCCUGUGUUGGGGACGCCACAGCGACAGAUAAAUGGUGUUGGCUCGGGAAUUAGUUACGUCUUUAACAACCAACACAGAUUCAAUAUCCUGACUUUAUACUCAACAAAUAGGGCAGAGAGAGAAAGAGCCAGAAUGAACCAGCAGGACGUGACUAAUAAACUUUUUACCAUUGAAGAAGACGACUCUGGUUGUCCCGUGUACAGCCCCUCCCCUCAGGUUCAGCAAGUGUGCCAGGUGGUGGAUGGUUUCAUCUACGUAGCCAAUGCUGAGCCUGGGAGAAGCGGAGGGCAGUCAGAGGUGGCUCAGAUCCAGGCUGUGAUGAGCUCAGCCAAGGACUCCACAUCGCCGCGGCCUCUGCUGGUGCUGUCCUGUGUCUCCAGAGGAGAAGCGAGUCGACACAGCAGCCUCCAGAAUGUUGGGAGCAGCCAUCGAACUGCCUGUGUCUACAUGGCACAGAGACUCGGUCUGACAAAACUGCCUAAUCCCUGGAUGGUGCAGGACACAGUGGCAGAAUCCCUGUCAGGUCUUCUGGAUGGUAUUUCCUGGCUUCUCAGAUGCUCUGGAGUUAAACUUUACACUAGCUAGUUGCUUCACUCCUCUCUUGACUGAGGAAUCAAAACCUGGAAACAAGUAAAAUUUGAACCACAUGACCACUGUUCCAGGAAUGGAACACUGUCAUUGAUUUUAAAAAUUGUGUUCUUGGUAAUUAAAGUAACAACAACAAAAAAUACUUUUUAUUAUAACGGACAUUUACAGUAAAGAAUGAAACAAUCGAUCAUAAUGAGGAAGAUAGUAUUCAACAUUCACUUUAAAACAAAAAACAACAGUGAUACAGACAGACUUACACGGUGAAAUAAAUAGAACAUUUCUGAAAAUGAUGGUGCAAAAACAUUUUAUAUAUUGAUGCAAAGACACACGAAUGAUGCUGCCAUUUAAUAAUGUGCAGUCUGCGGUGUCAUUAUGGUAAAAAGAAUGAAGGACUUCUUAUCCUAAAACAACGUACAAAUAAUGAGUGUUUUGUCUCAUUGUCCUGUCCAUCAUUUGUAUGUCGACUUAAUAUACUCUAAAGCAUAUUUAAAUAUAGUAAAGAUUCAUCUUUUUAAGCCAAUAGCAUUAAGAGGACUUCUGAACUAUUUUAAUAUACCCUUUCAGAGGCUAUAUUAAAUUAGUAAGUAAACAGAUAUGUAAAAUUCUAGCAUGCAGCCUAAAAGCAUAGGAAUCUGUCUCUGAGCUAUGUUAACCCGUAGCUUUUAGUAAAGGUUUAAAAUACAUCAUGUGCUCAGCAGUAAUAAAAUCUCCUCAACAUUUUCAUGUUGACAUGGGUAGAAUAACUAAUUUCCUAUGCCAUACUUGGCCAAAACCACAAAUAUAUGACAAUAAAUAGAUUUCUGACACAUGAAACAAGCACUUUUCUAAUGAAUGUUAAAAUAAACUGUUUUAUAUUCCACUUGUUGGCCCUAAUGCCAUGUGAAUGCCACAGGCAUGACAAGAUAAUGUGUUUGCUCUUUUGUUCCACUCCCCUUGGUAACCGCAAAGUAUGUUUUUUUCCACAGCUUUUUCCAUUAAGGCUUCCUUAGUCCUAGCAAUCAUUUUUAUACAGAUUUAUAGGUAGAUAGGACAUAAUUGCUCCAAUUUAGGUGUAUUAACUGAGCUGAACAGUGGUGACGCAGACCUUUUCUUUCACUGUGAGUUUAAAAGUGGAAAAUGAUAAAGGGACAGUUGUUUGUCCAUCACUGUUGCAGAUGCAUGUGUAAUAAAAGGUACACACUAACACAAGGAUUUAAGACGUCUGAGUGUUGUUAGAUUAUAGUGUGUAUGUGUGCUAUUAUGCUGUGUGUGUGUGCUGUGUUCCAUAUGUUUGUCUUUAAGGAUGCCCAACAAGAAGGGUGGCGCACGGAGAGAGGAGAGCCUGUUCUCAGUGUGGCCGUGUGGAGAACAACAGUACACACUGUACUCUUGUUAUACUGCUUACUAUAAACCUUUGACUGAAUGUGAACUUUCACUGAUGAGGACAGAAAUGAAAGUGCUUUGUGCUGUGGACCAACACUGCUGACAUUAAUGUGCAGAGGUUUGUAGGGGGGAGACCCUACAAUAUGUACCCAAUCAAAGUGGCUCCUGAGUACAUGGUCCUUGGUUUACGAUAGUUCCGCUGUGAUCUCCCACAAAUUUCUAAAGUCUUGUUCCGUCAUACCGAUGCACAGUGUUAAAAAAUUGCCAACUGCUGUCACGCAGCGCUACACAGAAGUCUGUGACCUCUGCUUUUAACCCAUCACCAAAGUGAACAGUGGGCAGCUUUAAGGGGAGCAGUGUGUGGGGACGGUGUCAUGCUCAGAGCUCCUCAGUGGUAAUUUGGCAGCUAGUGGACUCGAACCUAAAACCUUAAUCCACCACUGCCCCCACAGUUAGGUUAGCUAUUAUACAGUGUACGAGCUCCGGUUUCCAAACAGAAUCAAGUUUAUGUUUCGUAGAAACUAAACUUCGACAUAAGUUCAGGACCCCUGUAGUAACAAAAAAGAGGAAAUAGCCACUUGUGCAUACCUUUCCAGAUAACUUAAGGACAGAGGACAUGUGAUGUCACUCCCAAGAAACAUUCUUCAGUCUUCAAAGUCUCCAUCAUUUUCAGGAUCAGUGGCCAGGUCAGGGUGGGUUACGAUAGCCCAUCACACAGAAAGAACUAAAAGGAAGCUAAUAAUUGAAAUACCAAAAUGUUAUAUCAACAAGAAUUAGAAAAAAUAGCUUGUCUGUGAAAAAACAACUUAGUUUAGUCUUCUUUACCAUGUUAUUAUAAAGAGUUGAGUAUUUUUUAUAUUAUGAAGCAACAUUUCAGUAUACCAGAUAAAACUAAUGUUUCAUAAUUUUAUAUUUCUGUUUGAAAUUGUAUUUGAUGCCUUGUUUUUUUAUGAUAAUUCUCAAGUAUAUUGCAUUUGGACAUUGGGUAAAGUGUUAUUUGUCCAAUGUCCAGAGAUGCUGUAAAUGUUUGGCUAAUAAAAUUGUUUUUGUAUAAAUGCAAUAAAGCUUGUUGAAAAGAAAA
Messenger RNA from Cynoglossus semilaevis (tongue sole), 3771 nucleotides. It is a transcript of the gene fbxo4, whose product is annotated as F-box protein 4. Gene Ontology annotation, cellular component: SCF ubiquitin ligase complex. NCBI's taxonomy places the organism in Eukaryota, Metazoa, Chordata, Actinopteri, Pleuronectiformes, Cynoglossidae. Gene Ontology annotation, molecular function: protein binding. The record is from RefSeq and is a predicted model, not a curated record. The transcript is spliced from 7 exons. Gene Ontology annotation, biological process: SCF-dependent proteasomal ubiquitin-dependent protein catabolic process; protein polyubiquitination. The coding region runs from base 123 to 1325 and encodes 400 amino acids.